Molecule: messenger RNA, 4018 nt
Organism: Gambusia affinis (western mosquitofish)
Lineage: Eukaryota; Metazoa; Chordata; Actinopteri; Cyprinodontiformes; Poeciliidae
Gene: sgsm1a
Product: small G protein signaling modulator 1a
Exons: 25
Coding region: 31-3726 (1231 amino acids)
Biological process (GO): activation of GTPase activity
Molecular function (GO): GTPase activator activity
Source: RefSeq, a predicted model, not a curated record
GGCGCUGCGCUCGUGCAGGAGGCAGGAUCCAUGGCAACAAUCAUGGCAGAAGCAGAGACCCGCCAGAAGCUGCUGCGCACCGUCAAAAAGGAGGUGAAGCAGAUUAUGGAGGAAUCUGUCACCAGGAAAUUUGUUCACGAAGACAGCAGCCAUAUUGUGUCCUUUUGUGCUGCGGUGGAGGCAUGUGUCCUGCAUGGGCUCAAGCGGCGAGCGGCUGGCUUUCUGCGCAGCAACAAGAUAGCAGCGCUCUUCAUGAAGGUGGGCAAAAGCUUCCCCCCGGCGGAGGAGUUUUGCAGGAAGGCCCAGGAGCUGGAGCAGGUCAUGGAGACAAAACGAAGUCAAAGCCUGCAGAGUCAAGAGAGCCUUCGCAGGAUGCCCCGGCUGCCGAGCCUCAACCCUCCUGGGGUCAAGAACUUGUGGAUCAGGACGGCUCUGUUUGAGAAAGUGCUGGACAAGAUUGUCCUUUACCUGGUGGAGAACAGCAGUAAAUACUAUGAGAAAGAGGCAAUUCUGAUGGACCCUGUGGAUGGACCGAUUCUGGCUUCACUGUUAGUUGGACCCUGUGCUUUGGAGUACACAAAGAUGAAGACAGCCGAUCACUUCUGGACCGACCCGUCUGCUGACGAGUUGGUUCAGAGACAUCGCAUCCACAGUGGCAUCUGCAGGCAGGAUUCUCCCACCAAGAGACCCGCGUUGUGUAUCCAGAAGCGACACUCCAGCAGCAGCAUGGAUGAGCGCCCGUCGCCUUCCCCGUCAGCUCGAGAAUAUGUGGAGUCGCUUCAUCAGAACAGCAGGGCCACGCUGCUUUUUGGCAAGAACAAUGUGCUGGUGCAACCGAGGGAUGACAUGGAGGCUAUCCCAGGUUACCUCUCUCUGCACCAAACUGCUGACAUAAUGACACUGAAGUGGACGCCCAAUCAGCUCAUGAACGGGUCCGUUGCAGACUUGGAUUAUGAACACAGUGUAUACUGGGACUAUGCCAUGACAAUCAAUUUAGAGGAAAUAGUGUACUUGCACUGCCAUCAGCAAGUGGACAGUGGGGGGACGGCGGUGUUAGUCAGUCAGGAUGGGAUCCAAAGACCUCCACUUCGCUUCCCCAGAGGAGGACAUUUGCUCCAGUUUCUGUCUUGCCUGGAGAACGGUCUGCUCCCUCACGGACAGCUGGACCCUCCUCUCUGGUCCCAGAGGGGAAAGGGGAAGGUGUUUCCCAAGCUGAAGAAGAGAGUUCCUCUGGGAUCUGGGUCCACAGAGUCCGUUUCUGACAAGGAGGAGGACGAGGCCACUGACUACGUCUUCCGCAUCAUCUUUCCAAACAGCCAGUCGGAUUUUGUGCCUCCUCCAGAUCUGAUGGAUCACGGAGCCGCCCUGUGGCAGCCUAGUCUCAGGAAGUCUUCAUGUUCCUCCUGCUCCAAGGGGAACUUCUCAGACGGCGCCGCGCACAAAGGGUGCAACUAUGAGAGGACUCCUCUGAAGCUGCUGUGUGACAACAUGAAAUAUCAGAUCAUCUCCAGGGCGUUUUAUGGAUGGCUGGCGUACUGCCGCCACCUGUCCACCGUGCGCACGCAUCUCUCCGCCCUCGUCAACCACACCAUUGUGGCGCCCUGCGACGCCGCCGGGGGGCUCACUGCAGACGUUUGGCAGACAUUUCUUAAGGACUGCACCGCCUACAAAGAGCAGGAGCUGCUCCGCUUGGUCUACUUCGGCGGCGUGGACCCCUCCUUGCGUAAAGAGGUGUGGCCUUUCCUGCUGGGUCAUUACCAGUUCGGGACGUCAGAGGAGGACAGGAGGGAGGUGGAUGAACAAAUGCAGGCUUCCUACGAGCAGACCAUCAGCGAAUGGUUGGCAUGUGAGGAGGUUGUCCGCGAGCGAGAGAAGGAGCAGCACGCGGCCGCUUUGGCAAAGUGCUCCUCUGUGGCGAGCGUGGACAGCGGCAGUCAGAGGAUGACCCAUCAUGACUCCACUGUGAGCAACGAGUCUCAUUCAUCUCACAACUCAGACAGGGAGAGUCUGGCUCGCCUCCAGAGUGACUCCAGCAGCAGCACACAGUUCUUCACAUCCUCCCAUCCCUUCCCCUGGAGUAGUUUGCUUCCCUUUGGCUUGUUCUUUCAGGUGUUUGAGUCCGUAGAGGAGCUGGACCAGCCCGAGUCGGAGUCCAAGACUGAAGAGGCCAAACAGUUGCCGAAGAUGCCCAACGGAGCUGUGCAAAACGAGUCAAGCUCUCCCGACUCUGGGCAUCCUUCUUCACGAAACUUCUCCGUCACCUCUGGCCUUUCAGACGGCUCCUUCAGCACAGAGGACAGCUCCGCACCUGAUGCGUCCCAGAGAUCCACAGCUGCGCCUCCGGUGUCGCUGAGCUCUGCCAAAGCUGCAGUGGAAGAGGCUGAAGUGUUGACAAUCGAACGUCAGGUGGCGAGUGAAGAGAAGGACAAAGGAGCCAAACUGAAUCCUGGAACACAGGCCAGCACAAAGUCUGGAAAUGGGAAAAAGGAAAGAGAAAGUUUUGAAGAUAGAGACCCAAAAAUGAACUUUAAAGAGAGUCCACAGAAACAUGUUCCACUGAAGACUGGGGAAGCUUCCAAACACAAAGAAAAAAACGUGACACCAAUUAAAGACACGGAAAAAUUAAACACAACCGUCACGUUUUCUCAAGAUGAAGAAAACUCAAAAAGCCUUACGGAAUGUGAACAGGAACAGAUUCUGGGCGCCUCAAGAUCAGGAGGAGUUCACAGCUCGUCUCAGAAAGACGAGACCCAGGCUUUGUCUGAGUCUGAUGAGUCUCCUUCAGCCAUAGAGAUGGAGGAGAUCCCCAAGGCCAAGGUUUCCAUGGCACCCUGGAGCAGGAGAGGACACUGUGAGACUUCAUCCUUCUCUGAAUAUUCAGCAACUCCUGCGGAUCUGAGGCAGGAGGUAGAAAAGCUCAGUCCCGAAGGAACAGAGUCCAUCCUGUCGGAGCCGGAGAUGGAGAGCCUUUACCCUCCCUUCGACUCUCUUCCAGCCGACGAAAACACAAAGGAUGAAGUGACCUCACAGGGAGCAAUUGGGAGCCCUUACUCUCAAGAGCUUUUGGAUUUAUACACACUAAAUCUGCACCGCAUUGAGAAAGACGUCCAACGGUGUGACAGGAAUUACUGGUAUUUCACUCCAACCAACCUGGAGAAGCUGCGCAACGUCAUGUGCAGCUACAUCUGGAGGCACCUGGACAUCGGAUACGUACAGGGAAUGUGUGACCUGCUGGCUCCUCUUUUAGUCAUUCUCGACGACGAGGCCAAAGCGUUCAGCUGUUUCAGUAAACUCAUGAAGAGAAUGAAUCAGAACUUUCCACAUGGUGGAGCCAUGGAUACUCACUUUGCGAACAUGCGCUCUCUAAUCCAGAUCCUGGAUUCUGAGCUGUUUGAGCUCAUGCACCAGAACGGAGACUACACCCACUUCUACUUCUGCUACCGCUGGUUUCUGCUCGACUUCAAACGAGAGCUGGUUUAUGAUGACGUGUUUGCUGUCUGGGAAACCAUUUGGGCCGCCAAGUAUGCCUCAUCAAGUCACUUUGUGCUCUUCAUUGCCCUUGCUCUGGUGGAGGUAUACAGGGACAUCAUCCUGGAGAACAACAUGGACUUCACAGACAUCAUCAAGUUCUUCAACGAGAUGGCUGAGCACCACAACAUCAAGCAGAUUCUGACCCUGGCCAGAGAUCUGGUGUGCAAAGUGCAGAUGCUGAUAGAAAACAAGUGAUUGUUGCUUUUCGUCCUCCUUUCCUUCCAUGUAAAAGAAGAGUCGGCUGUAGUAGCACAACAGUAUAACACAUAUGAAUUCAUGUACUGCAAUCUACACAAGGCCUUUUACAUUCACAGGUUGCUGCUAUGAGCCUUACGGACUGUAUCGAUCCGAGUGCACUUAACAUUUUAGGAUAAAGACGUUCUAGUUGCACAUUUCAUGCCAAAACGCAAAAUUCAAACAGAGACUAUAUUUAUGAGAAUAAUAGAUUGUGAUACUGCUCUAUGAAUUAUUUUAAUAGCCAACUAUU